GCGCAGGGGCCCGGCUCAUCCGUUGAAGAGAAAUGGCCGCGCUGGCCGAAAGACGCGGCUCCUCGUUCACCUCGCCGCACCGGGGUCCCCUCCGCCUCUCCCCACCAGAGCGAGUGGUGCCCUGACCAUCCCACCCAGCAGCUCUCUUUCCGCAAGAUCCCGUGCUCCAGCAGGGAUCAGCCACCGGCGCGGCGCCGGAAUCUACCGUCUGCCUGCAAGCGCCCGGGGGUAGGCUGCGCGGCGCGCCACAGAGCCGCCGGGCGAACCGCCGGCACUAACCCUGCGGCCAAUAAGACACAUCCACAGACCCCCUCUCCGCCGCCGCGCAGUGACGGCGUCCCGCCCCGCCCCGCGGGUCUCCCCCCUCGCCUCAGCGGCGGAGAAGAGCGGCCGCCGCCCCAACCACGGCGGAGUGAAUGGGUUGCCAUGGCAACUGAGUGAGGCAGGCAGCAGGCCGCCGCGGCCCCAGCCGCCUCCGCAACUCAGCGUGUGGGCGAGGAGGCAGCGGGCGGCCGCCGGGACAGCCGAGGGGAGGCCGGGAGCACAGCGGCAGGAUGGAGGACGGCUUCUCCAGCUACAGCAGCCUCUACGACACCUCCUCGCUGCUCCAGUUCUGCAACGAUGACAGUGCCUCUGCUGCAAGCAGUAUGGAGGUAACAGAUCGUAUUGCCUCUCUGGAGCAACGUGUCCAGAUGCAGGAAGAUGACAUCCAGCUGCUCAAAUCUGCCCUUGCUGACGUGGUUCGACGCUUGAAUAUUACAGAGGAACAGCAGGCCAUGCAGAACAAGAAAGGACCUACCAAAGCAAGACCCCUGGUGCAAACCCUGCCUUUAAGGACUACUGUUAAUAACGGAACUGUGUUACCAAAGAAACCAAGUGGCUCUUUACCUUCCCCAUCAGGAACCAGAAAGGAAACGGUGUCACCAGCAGCAAAAAGGUCUGUGAAUCUUCUCAAUGCAUGCAAACUGAAAAAGCCUGCUCUAAGCACCAUUAAGAGAACCAGUUCAGCUGAGCGUGUGUCCCCAGGUGGUCGAAGGGAAAGCUAUGGAGAUUCCAAAGGGAGCCGCAACCGUACUGGAUCCACCAGCAGUUCAUCCAGUGGUAAAAAGAAUAGUGAAAGCAAACCCAAGGAACCAAUGUUCAGUGCAGAGGAAGGAUACGUUAAAAUGUUUCUCCGUGGACGUCCUGUUACCAUGUACAUGCCCAAAGAACAAGUGGAAUCUUACAAUUUGGAGGCAAAAGUUGAGCUGCCAGCCAAGAGACUUAAACUGGAAUGGGUCUACGGAUAUAGGGGUCGAGACUGUCGCAGUAAUCUCUAUCUUCUUCCAACGGGCGAAACUGUGUAUUUCAUUGCAUCUGUAGUUGUGCUAUUCAAUGUUGAAGAACAACUUCAGAGACAUUACACUGGUCAUAAUGAUGAUGUGAAGUGCCUGGCUGUCCAUCCUGAUAGGAUCACUAUAGCAACAGGUCAAGUUGCAGGGACAUCCAAGGAUGGAAAACAAUUGCCCCCACAUGUACGUGUUUGGGAUUCUGUGACUCUGAAUACACUGCAUGUCAUCGGAAUGGGUUUUUUUGACCGAGCUGUAACUUGCAUUGCCUUUUCUAAAUCUAAUGGAGGAAGCAGCCUCUGCUCUGUGGAUGACUCAAAUGACCACGUGCUCUCCGUGUGGGACUGGCAGAAAGAAGAAAGGCUGGCAGAUGUCAAGUGCUCUAAUGAGGCUGUAUUUGCUGCAGAUUUUCACCCUACUGAUACAAAUAUAAUAGUUACAUGUGGAAAAUCACAUCUUUAUUUCUGGACACUAGAAGGGAAUUCUCUUAUUAAAAAGCAAGGAUUGUUUGAGAAACAAGAGAAGCCAAAGUUUGUCCUGUGUGUGACCUUUUCUGAAAAUGGUGAUACUAUUACAGGAGACUCAAGCGGAAACAUUUUGGUUUGGGGGAAAGGUACCAACAGAAUAAGCCAUGCAGUUCAAGGGGCACACGAGGGUGGAAUAUUUGCACUCUGUAUGCUGCGAGAUGGCACAUUAGUGUCAGGAGGUGGAAAAGACAGAAAACUGAUAUCUUGGAAUGGAAAUUACCAAAAACUUCACAAAACUGAGAUUCCAGAGCAGUUUGGUCCAAUAAGAACAGUAGCAGAGGGAAAAGGGGACGUUGUAUUGAUAGGAACCACCAGAAACUUUGUCCUACAGGGCACGCUGUCAGGAGAUUUUUUCCCAAUUACCCAGGGUCACACUGAUGAGCUUUGGGGACUUGCAGUCCAUUCCUCUAAACCUCAGUUCUUCACUUGUGGACAUGACAAACACAUUACCCUCUGGGAUGCUACCACCCAUCGUCCUAUCUGGAACAAGAUUAUAGAGGAUCCAGCACAGUCUUCUGGUUUUCAUCCUUCAGCAUCUGUUGUUGCAGUAGGGACGCUGACUGGCAGGUGGUUUGUGUUUGACACAGAAACAAAAGACUUGGUCACUGUACACACAGAUGGAAAUGAACAGCUGUCUGUAAUGCGUUACUCACCAGAUGGAAACUUCUUGGCAAUAGGUUCCCAUGACAACUGUAUUUAUAUAUAUGGUGUAAGUGAAAAUGGAAGAAAGUACACUAGAAUUGGCAAAUGUUCAGGUCAUUCCAGCUUCAUUACUCAUCUAGAUUGGUCUGUUAAUUCACAGUAUCUUGUGUCUAAUUCGGGAGACUAUGAAAUCUUAUACUGGAUCCCCUCUGCUUGUAAACAAGUCGUGAGCGUUGAAACAACUAGAGAUAUAGAAUGGGCCACUUACACCUGUACUUUAGGAUUCCAUGUUUUUGGUGUAUGGCCCGAAGGUUCUGAUGGAACAGAUAUCAAUGCUGUCUGUCGAUCACAUGAGAGAAAACUGCUAUCAACAGGGGAUGAUUUUGGCAAAGUACAUCUCUUCUCAUAUCCAUGUUCCCAGUUUAGGGCUCCAAGCCAUGUGUAUGGUGGGCACAGUAGUCAUGUAACUAAUGUAGAUUUUCUCUGUGAAGACACUCACCUCAUCUCCACGGGCGGAAAGGACACAAGUAUUAUGCAGUGGAGAGUCAUUUAAAGGAAACAGCAGUGUGAACUUACACAGUUGAGUCAACCAUGCACAGAACUUAUGUAUAAACUGUAUAUUUAAAACUUAACAGUAUGUUUGCAGUUUAGCCUGGUCACUGUGAUUUUUUUUUUGUUUAAAAAAUUCUUACAAACCUCAGGAAAAUGAAGCCCUGUGCUGGUUACCUUACUCAGUCUAGUGAUCUUCUUUCUUUGUUUUUUUUUUCUUUUCCUCCAUUGUGUCACACCUUAAGAAUGACUGUUUUCUGUUGUACAAUAUACAAUGCAGUACAAGUUUCAUAUAAGAAAUGUGGCUUGACAGUUUGCAAUACAGUGGUGUCAGCAGAAUGUGACUAUCUUACACGUUUUCUAGAAACACUGCUAAAAUGGUCACAAAAAUGCCUUUCAAAGACUGUAUAUAUGUGCUUAUUUGUCUCACUAUCUACACUUGGUACUGUAUAUCUACUCAUUUAGAAAAAUCUAUGGCAAUGUCAAGGUACUGAACUGUUUCUGAUGGAGGAUGAUGAAGAGAUAUGAAAACUAUAAACUGUAAGAUGCAAAAAAAAUAGUGUUAUAGACCUGAAAAUGUGAAUGCUGGUAAACUUGCAUUCUCUUGGGAAUAGCAUACCUUGGAUAUCACCCGUGAAGACUUAGGCUCUCUUUCAAGUGAAUCAGCAGGUUGUGCCCCAGUUUGACCUGUUUCAGCAAGAGUUACAGACAUCUGUGUGCUUCAGGUAUUCCAUAUGAGUUCAAAUGAAAAAUAUUUUUACUUGUAUAUGAACAAUUUCUUUUUGAAAACAAGACAAAAAAAAAAGCUUGGCCACAUCCCCAUUAUUGGUUGAUAUAUUUAACUAAUAUGUAUAUUAAUCAGCAUGAUGCUAUAUUGUACAUGUAUAAGAUUUUAGCAGUUCAUAACAAAUGGUAAGGCAAUCUAGCUUUACUUUUUUAUGCUUAUGGAUAUUGUAUAUUUGUAUUUUAAGACCAAGUAGACCAAGUCUAAAGAUAUCUUUUUAAGUGUACCAUAAACCUGCAGAGGGUUAAGGAAGUCUUGGAAGCCCACAUAUGACAUUAAUGUGUAACUUCUAGCCCCUGUGUUUUGUGCAUGGAUGGAUAUUUAUAGUAUGAAAUAAGAUUGUGUUUUGCAACAAAGUAACAGUGGAGGUGGCAUAAAAUCAUUAAGAAGGCCUUAUCAAUGUUGAUUGUGACACAGAUUGAAAUGUAUUGUUUACUUUGAGGAAUGUAUCUGAAAAAUUUUAAGAGAGAGGAGUUCUAAGUGGACUCAUAAAAGGUAAUAUUAAAAUUUUGCUUGUAAUGGACAGUGAAGGUUAAUUCUCUGAACUCUAAAGCACUGGUUGUUUAGAGUUAUUUAAAAGAAAUGGAAUCAAUAAACUUUGAAACUUUUUUAUUACAUCUCCAACCUCCUACACUGAAAGUGCAGGACACCAAUAAACAUGUAUUAAAGUGAA
Pogoniulus pusillus (Red-fronted tinkerbird) is the source of this 4503-nucleotide messenger RNA. RefSeq names its product EMAP like 1 (gene EML1). Gene Ontology annotation, cellular component: mitotic spindle. NCBI's taxonomy places the organism in Eukaryota, Metazoa, Chordata, Aves, Piciformes, Lybiidae. Gene Ontology annotation, biological process: microtubule cytoskeleton organization. Bases 555 to 3050 code for a protein of 831 amino acids. The transcript has 23 exons. The record is from RefSeq and is a predicted model, not a curated record. Gene Ontology annotation, molecular function: microtubule binding.